Hippoglossus stenolepis (Pacific halibut) is the source of this 1604-nucleotide messenger RNA. RefSeq names its product prolactin (gene prl). Gene Ontology annotation, molecular function: hormone activity. Lineage: Eukaryota; Metazoa; Chordata; Actinopteri; Pleuronectiformes; Pleuronectidae. The record is from RefSeq and is a predicted model, not a curated record. Bases 127 to 762 code for a protein of 211 amino acids. Gene Ontology annotation, biological process: positive regulation of receptor signaling pathway via JAK-STAT; response to nutrient levels; positive regulation of cell population proliferation. The transcript is spliced from 5 exons. Gene Ontology annotation, cellular component: extracellular region.
CAGCAGGAGGACGAAAUAACGACGAGAGGCACAGACAGACAGAGAAGACGAAGAAGAAGACGAAGAAGAAGAAGAAGAAGAAGAAGAAGAAGAAGAAGACGAAGACGAAGACGAAGACGAAGAGCGAUGACUCACAGAAGAACCAGACUCUUCAUGAUGGCUGCCGUUGUCUCGUAUGUGAUGACAUCAUGCGGCGCCGUCCCCAUCAAUGACCUGUUGGACCGAGCGUCGCAGCGUUCGGACAAACUGCACUCGCUCAGCACGACACUCAGCCAAGAGCUGGACUCUCACUUCCCUCCGAUUGGUCGGGUGAUCACGCCGCGGCCCUCGAUGUGCCACACCUCCGCUCUGCAGACGCCCAAUGACAAGACACAAGUUCUUCAAGUAUCAGAGUCCGACCUGCUGUCGCUGGCUCGCUCUCUGCUCCAGGCCUGGGACGACCCUCUGUCCGUCCUGUCCUCCUCGGCCUUCAACCUGCCUCACCCGGCUCAGAGCAGCAUAUUCAACAAGGUCCGCGAGCUGCAGGAGCACUCCAAGAACCUUUGGGACGGCCUGGACGUCCUCUCUGGGAAAAUGGGUGCAGAGGCUCAGGCUCUCUCCUUCCUGCCCUACAGCGACAAUGACCUCGGCCAGGACAGGAUUUCCAAACUGAUCAACUUCCACUUCCUCUUGUCCUGCUUCCGACGGGACUCACACAAGAUUGACAGCUUCCUGAAAGUCCUGCGCUGCCGAGCUACAAACGAGCAACCUGAGACGUGCUGAGGGCCGAGGCCCGAGUCCGAGGGGGAUUUACCUGAAGCUUCUAUUCCCUGUCAACUGUAGAUUAGCUGUUUCUAUCUGUCUGCUGCGCUAACUGCUGAGUGAGAGGUCUGAGGAGCUCUCAGGAGGUGAAGAUGAGGAGGAAAUCAUGUUUUAUUUAUUGUGACCCAUCGUCGUGCACGACACCGCAGUGACUGCACUGAUCCAAUUCUAAUGUAAUCUCCAUAAACAGAUUCUACAUGUGACCUAACAGAAUCUGUGAAGGACUUUGAGGCCUUCUGGUUCAAGGUGUUAAUUCAACCAAUCAAUCUGUGGCGACUUCGAGGAAUAAACAAAAAUGUUUCUGAGCGUCUUCAGUUCUUUUAUCUGUCGUGUUAACGGUCAGAAGAUUCUCUGAGAUCCAGAACACGACAAAAAUCUGAUUCUGAUCAUUAAAAACUGAGCUCGAAGCACAAAUUUAACCCAAAUAAUCAGUGAUGAGCGAAGUGCCGUCCCUCAGAGUCACAGGUCGAAGAGGUUCAGGGAGGAUUCAGUCUGCUGACGGACCCGAGGACCACUCGUCCCCAGAUGUGUCCAGCUGUCCACGCUGAGGUCACAGACUAACUCCUCCUCGUGAUGUUUCUACUGAAGCUUCGUCCUCCACAGGCCAAGCUGCCGACCGAGCGUCGAGCUGCUGAGAGACACGAGAGGAGCUGAGGCCACAGCUUCCUUCUUCUCACAGAGAAUCACUGUUUAGCUCCACUGAAGACAAACUGCAGCACCUGUAGAUUUGAUUUCCUCAUCGUCAACGCAAAGCAACUGAAACACGUCUGUAUGUCAAUAAAAAGCAUCUCUUGCACAGUCUA